AUGCUUCAUAGAUAGUAUAUAGAGCAGAUUCAUAAUCAAAGUUUUUAGUUUUUGGGAGUGAAGGAAUAACAUUUCUUAGGAGACAAAAUGGUAUUGAGUGAGAAUUCAGAUGAAGAGAUUAAACAAUAGAAAAAGGAAUUCAAAGUAUUGUAGAAGACGAAAAAAAAAUUGAAUUGGAGAAAGAGCAUGGGAUUGAUUUUAGUAUAGAAAAGAUCAAGUGGAAUGUCAUAUGUGUAAUUUAAUUGGGUUAAAUUUUAAUUGCGUAUAAGAGGAAUAUUAAAAAAGAUUAUAAAAGGAUGUACUAUAGAGAAACCAUAUAUUUUAAGUCCAGAUGGAUCUUUGAAGAUGAUGUGGGAUUUAUUAUGUCUUGGAUUAGUGAUGUAUGAAAUGAUAAGUAUUCCAUUAUAAAUAAGUUUUGAUAUUGAUGUUAGUGUAGAAUUUUCAAGAGUUUCUACAGGAAUAUUUGCAUUUGAUAUUUUAUUGAAUUUUAAUACAGGAAUAUUUGAAGAUGGUUUAUUAAAGUUGAAUAGAAAUGCUAUAGUUAAAGAUUAUUUUAAAUUUUGGUUUUGGGUUGAUUUUACAACAACAUUUCCAUAUGAUAUAAUAUUGGAUGAAUCAUCUAAUUUUAUAUAGAGUGCAAAAUUGUUGAGAUUGUUGAAGUUUUUGAGAUUUAUAAAAAUAUUGAAGUUAUUAAGAUUGGCUAAAUUGAAAAAGAUAAUUGAUAAAUUCAAUGAGAUUUUAUAAUUGAAUUCAAUUUUGGCAGCAAUUUUAACAUUUUCUAAAUUAUUUUUAUUUGUGUUAUUUUUUGCACAUGUUUUAGGAUGCAUAUUUCAUUUUACUGCAUAAUAAGAAGAUAAGAAUAAUUCAUGGUUAGGUGAUUUAUAUGAUGCAAAUUGGUAUAUAAGAUAUAUAAAUUCAUUAUAUUGGGGAGUUACAACAAUGACAACUGUUGGUUAUGGAGAUAUAAGUCCAUUAAAUCCAGAUGAAAGAAUGUUGGGUAUUUUUUUAUUAUUAAUUGCUUGUGGUGGUUUUGCAUUUACAAUGAAUUCAAUAGGAUUUGCAUUAUAAAAAAUAAGUGAGAAAUAAAGUCAAAAUAAAGAAAAGCUUAGUUAAGUAAAUAAAUAUAUGAAAAAAGCCAAGAUACCUGAGACUCUUUAGAAUAAAAUAAGAAAAUAUUUGGAAUAUGUUUGGGAAAGGAAUGGAGGAGUUGUCUUAUAAUAGAUAACGAAAACAUUAUCAGUAGAUUUAUCAAAAGAGUUGUAAGUAUAAGUAAAUGGUAAAUUAUUUGGUUAUUUGGAUAUAUUUUGGUCAAACCAUUCUUAUGAAUUUUUAGUAAUACAUAUAAUGCCAAUAAUGAGAGAAAAAGUAUUUUGUCCAUAAGAAAUAAUAUUUGAUGAAAAUGAAUAAGGUUGUUAUGAUAUAUUUAUGAUUUAAUCUGGAGAAGUAGAUAUUUAUUUUCAGAAAACUAAUAUAACUGUAGAUAAGAAAGGUAAGAAUGAAUUUUUUGGAGAAAUUAGUUUUUAUUCAGGUUAGAAGAGAAGUGCAAGUUGUAAGAGUGUAGAUUUUUCAAAUAUAUUCAUUAUUAAUUCAAAUGAUUUUUUAAAUUUAGCAAGAUCUAAUAGUAAUGAAGUUUAAGCAUAUUUUAAAAUAAGACAUAAAAUAGUUUUUGAUAAAGAUUAUAGUGCCAUAAGUAUUCGAUGUUAUAUGUGUUAGAUGGAUGACCAUAUUGCAAGAGAUUGUCCAUCUUUGCACUUCUAAGUGUAAAUUAAUUGAUUGAUAUUAGAUAGGCAUCGCAUUAUUUAGCCUUCUUAUAAUAAGUAAAACAUGUUUAAUAAUCUUCCUUUAUUAGAAAAGAUCGAAUAGAUUUCAAUGCAAGAUAUCAUCUUGACCUUAUUUCUUAAACUUAAGGUAAAUUCAUUCAUACUGAAAAGAAGAUCCAAUUCUAUUAAAAACAUAAAUCUCAUAUGAUUCUAAGUUUUGAAUAAUCAGAAGUCUAAAGUAUUUAAACUGAAGAAGAUGAUUAUAAUGCAAUUAAUUAAAUUAAUAAAUUAGACAAUUUUGAUCGUAGAUUUAAAUAAUCAGUAAAAUAUAAACAUCCUAAAUUUGAUAAUAAUACUCCAUAAACUUCAUCUUUUUAUAGAAAACCUAGAAAACCAAAAAGAAUUACAACUGUAAUUAAACGUGAUCCAAUGGGUAAAUUAACUAUUUCAUGUGCCUCUGAAGAUGAUCAAUUUGAUAAAGUUGCUUUAGAUAGAAUUAAUCAAUAUUUAGAAGAUUUUCAUAAAAAAAUAUCAUUGUCACGUAAAAAAGAAUGGAAAGAAUUCUCAUCUAUCCCUAAUUUUGAAAAAUAUCAUGAAUAUAAUAACUAUUAUCCAGAAAGCAAUAUUUCUAAAAUUAUACCACAAUAUUAAAAAUAGAAAGCCAAAAUAUUAACCGAUGUCUCCUUAAAUUCUUAAACUUUUGGAGAAGAAGAACUAAUUGCUUAUGCUUAAUAUUAUUCUUAUGAUUUAGAUACUGAAUAGAUCUCUAAUUUCUUUAGUAAAACCUAAAAUACCAAUCAAUUAACUUACGAAGAACAUCGAAUAGCAAGAUUAGACAGAAGAACUAAAAAAAUGCUAAAAUAUAUUCGUAAACCUAAUAAAGUAUUUUAUAUUUUUCUAAAUUAAGAUUAAAACAACCAUUUUAGUACUUAAAGCUAUUAAAAGAUUUUCUCAAAGCUUAAAAAAUAUUCCUGUUCUUUGA
Paramecium sonneborni is the source of this 2742-nucleotide messenger RNA. NCBI's taxonomy places the organism in Eukaryota, Ciliophora, Oligohymenophorea, Peniculida, Parameciidae. The record is from the annotation of a GenBank genome assembly.